Messenger RNA from Chaetomium strumarium, 1503 nucleotides. RefSeq lists its product as uncharacterized. Gene Ontology annotation, cellular component: nucleus. Gene Ontology annotation, molecular function: mRNA binding. The record is from RefSeq and is a predicted model, not a curated record. NCBI's taxonomy places the organism in Eukaryota, Fungi, Ascomycota, Sordariomycetes, Sordariales, Chaetomiaceae. The transcript has 4 exons. The coding region runs from base 1 to 1503 and encodes 500 amino acids.
AUGGCUGACAACGGUCCUCCGACGACCUCUGGUCAACUGCCCCCGCCGCCCCAGCCCAAUGCGGGCGCUCCCGGUUACGAGAACGGGCAGAAUGCCGGGUCGAACCCCGCUCAUAUGCCGCCGCCGCCCUUGCACAUACCCCAGAACACGAACCCGAUCCCGACUGCGAUAACGUCGCCGAUGGGCCCGGGCGGCGACAAGAGCGGCAUCAUUUCGCCUGGCAGCGCCGGCCCCUUUGGGCGCCGCGCUGCCCCGGAGCCGAACAAGCGCGCUCUCUAUGUGGGAGGCUUGGAUCCUCGCGUCACCGAAGACGUCCUGCGCCAGAUCUUUGAGACUACCGGCCAUGUCCAGAGCGUGAAGAUCAUCCCCGACAAGAAUGCCAAGGGCUACAAUUACGGCUUCGUUGAGUACGACGACCCGGGCGCUGCUGAACGCGCCAUGCAGACUUUGAACGGCCGUCGUGUCCACCAGUCGGAAAUCAGGGUCAAUUGGGCCUACCAGUCCAACAACUCCAACAAGGAAGACACAUCAAAUCACUUCCACAUCUUCGUCGGCGACCUUUCUAAUGAAGUCAAUGACGAGGUCCUGCUCCAGGCGUUCUCGGCCUUUGGUUCCGUCUCCGAGGCGCGUGUGAUGUGGGACAUGAAGACUGGUCGCUCUCGCGGCUACGGUUUCGUUGCCUUCCGCGAGCGCCCUGAUGCCGAGAAGGCGUUGAGCUCCAUGGAUGGCGAGUGGCUCGGUUCCCGUGCCAUCCGUUGCAACUGGGCCAACCAGAAGGGCCAGCCGUCUAUUGCACAGCAGCAGGCCAUGCAGCAGAUGGGCAUGACUCCGACUACGCCGUACGGUCACCACCACUUUCCGACUCAUGGCGUCCAUAGUUACGACAUGAUCGUCAACCAAACUCCGGCGUGGCAGACGACCUGCUACGUCGGUAAUCUGACACCUUACACGACGCAGAAUGACAUUGUUCCUCUGUUCCAGAACUUUGGCUUUGUCGUCGAAUCGCGCUUCCAGGCAGACCGCGGCUUUGCAUUUGUCAAGAUGGAUACCCACGAGAAUGCUGCCAUGGCUAUCUGUCAGCUCAACGGCUACAAUGUUAACGGCCGUCCUCUGAAGUGCAGCUGGGGCAAGGACAAGACACCGAGCCACCAUGCUGCCCCGUUCGACCCCAACCAGCAGUACAGCCCCCAGAGCGCACAAGCUCCUGGUUAUCCCGGAACGCCCUCGACUUAUUUCAGUCAGUAUGGUGGUAGGUAUCCUGGCAAAUCGACUGCCCCGAACUCGGUUGUUAACGCUCCCGUAGGUUCUUACGGUCCGGGCCAGCAACCGGGUUACGGUGGCCCCCAGGCUCAGUCGCCCGCCGGCUACGGUGCCCAACCGAUGGGCUACAGCGGCCCGCCAAGUGCCGGCGGUUACGGCCGGAGCCCGCAAGCCAACGCGCAGUGGAACCAGCCUCCUCCGGCUCAGAAUUUCAACAACGGCUUUACUGGUUACCAGGGUUAG